AUGCUCGGACUCAAGGGGCAAGCGGAGGAGCCUCCACAAGCCCUGCGCCGCAGCCGCACGGACAACACCCUGCUGCUGCUCGGUCAGCUUGGGAUCCCGCAGCACGAAGUGCGUCGGGCAGAAGCUCAGGAUACCGCGCUUGUGGCGGAGGGAAGCGAGCGACAGGGGCUAGACCGAGAGGAACGAGGGGGUGCUGCCGCUGCGGAAGCUCAGAAGGUGGAUCGGCAGCAACAAGCGACGGCUCAGGCAGGGGGGGCACGAGAGGUGCCCCAACAGAGGACACUGUCGGCGGAGGCAGCGGAGGAGGAUGCGGGUGAGAGGUCGACGCCGAUAGCGGCAGAUCGGACGGCGGCGAGGGCUGGGCCAGCGGGAGGGACGACGCAGCAGGCCCGGACGACUGCUGCUGAGAAGAGUGCUGAGACAGCGCUGGUGGAGGCAGUGGAGGAUGCGGUUGAGACACCAGAGGAGAGCGUGGCUGGAGAUGCGGCCCCACGAUCUGUCGCUGAAGAGCAGGCGGAGGGCGUGGAGGUCGGCGACGACGAAAGGAACCUGCACGGGCCCUCAGAUGAGGAUGAGUACGCCCACGGGGUGAGCGAUACACCGGCUCACGGGGAUGAGAGGGGGCCCCGGCCCCCUCGUGCUCGACCAGGGCAGCGGCGGCUCGGAGUAGGACUGGCGCCAGCCCGCCCUGGGCCUCUGGCGGGUUGGGAACAGCAGGGUACCCCGCCGCGCGCUCCCGCCGUGGACGCUUGCCCGUCAUCACAGCAGCACCGAGAGGCACGGGAGGAGGUGGAGGUGGAGCGUCGGGCGGCAGAGCAGGCAGAUGUCGAUGCUCAAGAGGAGGAAGUGGUGUUGGCGGCGAGCGCCGCAGAUCGAAGGACGAGGGCGGGAACAUGCCGGCAGAGAGCACUCCAGGAAAGAGCGGAUGACCUAGCUGCGGCACAACAGCCGCGAAACACGGCGGCGAGAGCGGCCACCAGAGGCCGCGGACGAGGGCGGGGCAGAGGCGGGCGCGUGGGCGAGCUGGUGAGAGCGGUUGCAAGGGAGAAGGCCAGAUCUGGAAACUGGCGGGAAAGUCACGGGAGGCCAGAGGAAACUGGGGUUGAACCAAUGAAUGAACCUGCAGGGGAGGAGGGGUCAGAAUAUAUGGAGGAACAGGAGGUGGAGUCGGAGGAUGUCUCUGUCGAGGCAGAAGAAGGGAUCCCCGCAAACAGGGAAGGGGGUGGACGACGUGGAGGCAGACGGGGACGGGAUGAUAGAGAGGCAAACGCACAGGUGGGCGAAUCAGAAGCCUAG
Molecule: messenger RNA, 1296 nt
Organism: Closterium sp. Naga37s-1
Lineage: Eukaryota; Viridiplantae; Streptophyta; Zygnematophyceae; Desmidiales; Closteriaceae
Source: the annotation of a GenBank genome assembly